Molecule: messenger RNA, 1368 nt
Organism: Endocarpon pusillum Z07020
Lineage: Eukaryota; Fungi; Ascomycota; Eurotiomycetes; Verrucariales; Verrucariaceae
Exons: 3
Coding region: 1-1368 (455 amino acids)
Source: RefSeq, a predicted model, not a curated record
AUGGUCGACACUUCAGCCUACGACCCCACGGUGACGACAGUGACUUCGGGCGUCAUCACUGGCAUCGCGGUUAUUUGUACUGCAUUACGGUUUUAUGUCCGCGUGCAUGGGAAGGCUGGUAUUGCCUGGGAUGACUGGUGGAUCCUGGCUGGUGUUAAUGUCGAUCCCACCGCCGAAAAGGCGAUCAGCGCGGCCAUCUUCUCAAAAUCAACCUCCACCUUCAAUACCAGCCCCCAUACGCUCUAUCUCAAGAUAUCUUUCGUAUGCACGAUCCUCUAUUUCACGUGCGUCACCGCGAUCAAGAUAUCCAUCCUCCUCAUGUACCGUCGGCUCUUUUCAAUAGAUGUAUCGUUUCGCAUCCAAUCUCUCCUUGUGGGCAUCGUUGUUCUUGCCUUCUGGGUAGCGGCCACUAUCGCCACGGUCUUUAAUUGCAACCCAGUGAAAUAUAACUGGGCUGGAUUAGUGCCGCCAGAGUACUGCUUCAACUUCAAUGUGUUUUGGAUGGCCACAGGCGCGGUCGAAGUGGUCAUCGACACCAUUAUCUUGGCUCUGCCGGUGCGCAUGGUGCUAGGCCUGAAGGUCUCGAGCAGACAAAAGAUCUCAAUUGUCUUUAUCUUUCUCCUCGGGAGCUUCGUCAUAAUAACAGGUAUCCUCCGCGUCAUCUAUGGCUACAUCCCCGGCUCCCGAGCCCCGGAAUACUCUAAGUCCGGCCUCUGGUCCACCGUCCAUAUCCUUAUGGGCCUUAUCUGCGCCUGUCUCCCCACCUUACGCCCGCUCUUUGCCCGCUUUUUCUCCCUCGUCAGCACCACCUCCUCCACUUUACGACGGAAAUACCAGGGUCUAAGUAGCCAGGAUUACAAAAGAAGUACCGGUAUCUCCGAUAGUGGAAUCACAAGUUGCAAGUCCGGGGAUAACAUUGAGAUAUUCCCGUUGCGACAGCAGGAGAGCUUUUCGAAUAUGUACAACUCAAGAGAAGCCGUGCACACAGAUAUGGAGGCGAUGCCUCGCAUGCCCACCUGGCAUGCCUGUCAUUGUGACGCUGGCCUAAGCAACAGCAACACCCACGCUAAAAUCGAGGCAGUACCCCGACCACGGCAUGAUUGCUCUUGUGACGCGAGCUUAAGUGAUGAAGGGGGCGUAGUUGGAGAGACACAGACAGAGGCAGUAUCCCCGCCUGCACCUGCGCGUAUUAUCCCCAAGCGAAGAAAGGACUGUGGGCGUUGUGGAUCUAUUAUCAAGGAUACAAGGGUGGAGAUCCAGUCGGAGCCAAUGAGGCCAGGAGAGUGUUAUUGUGGGGCUGAUUCUGGGUUAAGGGACCUAUGGCGUAACAAUGUUGUGCGGUUACCUGAGAGGGAGAAGGGUUGGUGA